GCCUCACCAGAAAAUAUGACCUCAGCCCACGGAGCGGUAAGGAUGCGCUCUUGGAAGCUUCUUUUUUAAAUAGCUAUCUGUUCCCCUGCACAUCUUUUCUCUCUCCAUCCUCUCUUCAUUCAAACCUAUCUUCCCCUCUCUACAAACAACCCCCCAAAACACAUCAACAUGCCUAUCUCUAUUCCCAAGGGCGAGAAGCUUCUUGACCUUCUGUCCAUGAAGGGCAAGGUCACCAUUGUCACUGGUGCCUCCGGUCCCCGCGGUAUGGGUAUCGAGGCUGCUCGUGGUAUCGCCGAGAUGGGCGGUAACGUCGCUCUUACCUACGCUGGCCGUAAGGAGGGUGGUGAGAAGAACGCCGCCUCCCUCGAGAAGGAGUACGGCAUCAAGGCCAAGGCCUACAAGCUCGACGUCGCCAACUACGAGUCCUGCCAGCAGCUCAUCAAGGACGUCAUUGCCGACUUCGGUCAGAUUGACGCCUUUGUCGCCAACGCUGGCAAGACCGCCGACUCUGGUCUUCUCGAUGGCGAGAUCUCCGCCUUCGAGGAGGUUAUUCAGACCGAUCUCCUCGGUGUCGCAUACUGCGCCAAGGCCGUCGGUCACCACUUCAAGGAGCGCCAGACCGGUUCUUUCGUCAUCACUGCCUCAAUGUCUGGUCACAUCGCCAACUUCCCUCAGGAGCAGACCUCUUACAACGUCGCUAAGGCUGGCUGCAUCCACAUGGCCCGCUCCCUCGCCAACGAGUGGCGCGACUUCGCCCGUGUCAACUCCAUCUCCCCUGGAUACAUUGACACCGGUCUCUCGGACUUCGUCGACAAGGAGACCCAGAAGCUCUGGCACUCCAUGAUCCCCAUGGGCCGUGACGGUGACGCCAAGGAGCUCAAGGCUGCCUACGUCUACUUCUGCUCUGACGCCUCUACCUACACCACUGGUUCCGACCUCGUCAUUGACGGUGGUUACUGCGCCCGCUAGACAGAUCGCUGGCUGAUCUGUUGAUGUGUGUGUUGCCUCGACAUCUACUUUCUAUAUCAAAAUAGUUAAUUUAUCAUGACGGACAUGAAAUGAAAACAAAAUACCCAAUCUACUCAAUCUUCUGAUCCAAA
Molecule: messenger RNA, 1100 nt
Organism: Aureobasidium subglaciale EXF-2481
Lineage: Eukaryota; Fungi; Ascomycota; Dothideomycetes; Dothideales; Saccotheciaceae
Exons: 1
Coding region: 169-969 (266 amino acids)
Cellular component (GO): intracellular anatomical structure
Molecular function (GO): oxidoreductase activity, acting on NAD(P)H, oxygen as acceptor
Source: RefSeq, a predicted model, not a curated record